Messenger RNA from Ananas comosus (pineapple), 3454 nucleotides. RefSeq names its product myosin-binding protein 1-like. The record is from RefSeq and is a predicted model, not a curated record. NCBI's taxonomy places the organism in Eukaryota, Viridiplantae, Streptophyta, Magnoliopsida, Poales, Bromeliaceae. The transcript has 3 exons. The coding region runs from base 481 to 3069 and encodes 862 amino acids. Gene Ontology annotation, molecular function: myosin binding.
UAGAGAUCGGUAGGUACCUCUUCAUUCUCGGACAUACGUAAAUGGCUACUUUUCCUCCGUUCUAAGCAAAGGGAGAGAAGCUCGGGAAAAAGGAGAAAGCUUUUUCUUCUUCUUCCUCUUAUCCUCUCUCUUCUCUCUCUUUCUCCAUGACUUAGAACAAAAAAAAAAGAAAAGAAAAUACCCUCCUUUCAUGGUAGAUUCCAAAAUUGGCUCCUUUUCUCGGCCCAACGGUCGAUUCCGGCAAAUGGGUUCUCUCCCUUUGAACUCCAAUUCAUCCUUUUUGUGCCCUUUUCUUUUCGCUCUGAUGAUCUAUUGCUAAGAGAUAGCUAGCUAGCUGCAUCAUUGUUUGGUAAUUUUGCUUUUUGUUCAUAUAUUUCUCGGACUACUUACUCGAAUUAUUCAAUUAUUAUUCGUCUUUUGUGUUCGGUGAAGCCCAAAAUUCAAUCUUUUUUGGGUAAAAAGAUUGAGUUUUUAGUCACAAUGGUUGCGAGGAGGACCCGUUCUAGAUCGAAGAGCGCUUCCUGGCGGUUCCUGUCGAAGCUAUCUUCUGCCUGCUCUGAAUGGUGUUUGAUCAUUUUGUUGUUUGUUAAUGCUGCAUUAUCGUACUUGGCGACAAAAUUUGCCCGGUUCUGCAAAUUGCAGAGCCCCUGUUUUUUGUGCUCAAGGAUCGAUCACAUUGUAGGCAACAAGGAACCCUGGUUCUGCGGAGAUUUAGUCUGCGGUGCGCAUAAGUCGCAGAUCUCGUGUUUGGCAUAUUGCCGAAGUCAUCAAAAGCUUGCCUUUGUUCAUGAUCUGUGUGAAAGUUGCUUCCUUUCAUCUCUGAAGCAGUUUGCAUCUAUCGAUGCCGAUGCAUCACAAAGUACGUUCGAAGGAGAAGAUUUGGCAAAAGUCCCUUUGCUAAAGACGGAUGCUGACACAAGGCUAUGUUCUUGUUGUUCGUCGCCAUUUAGAAGAAAAUCUCAUGUGCGUAGGCUGCUAAAAGAGAAGGAGAUCGAGGCCAAAACUGAAAGUGGGAUAAACCCACGAGAGAGGUCGAGUGAGAGAAGGGAAAUUUCUCUAGGGCAGACUCAUAUCUAUCAUUCGGAUGUUCAUGGGUUUGAUCAUUUGUCUCAUAUCGGAUACAGCGAGCUUAAGAUUACAUCCGAUUCAGAAUCUGAGGUCCCCAUCUCAGAAGAUGAUGAUGAUCGGAGUUCUCUUCAUCGUGGGGGCAAUGAUAUUAAGCAAGAAAAAAUGGAUCGAGAUCGAAAGUCACAGCCUGUCAUUUCUAUCAAUAAAAGUUUAUCUCCGCCUGUUUGCGAGGAUGUAAUUAAAGAGAAACUGAUCCAUCCCACUCCUGUAAUGCCUGUUGAUGCCGCCGCAUCAAAUUCUACGAAACAACCUAAUGUAGUGAUUGGACAUGGUUUGGAGGAGAUUAUUUGGAGUCAGGUUAAUGUGAGAACAGAUCUUGCUGCCUCAGUGCCUGAGCAUGUUCCCGCAGAAGUUCUAAAGGAAAAAUUAGACAUAGAAGAAACUGGUGAUUCCGAGCAAGUUUUGUCUACUACUAACGGGGACGUCACAAAAGUUUCCACUCUGACGGGACUUAAAAAGCAUGUUAACAGUAGUGAACCGUGUCCAUCUAUACGUAUCUUUGCUGACAAAAGUGACAGUAUGAAGCGUGCUCUUAGCAACAAAGGGGCACUCCUUUCUCCUAAGCCUUCUGAAAUAAUAUCAGCAAGAGAAAACAGUUCUCGAACUCAUGAGGAUUUGAAGUUAUUAAUUUCUCAAAUAUCUUCCUCUCGAGGACUUGAUUUACCAUGGACUGAGAUGAGCCCUAGCCCCAGAUUAAGCAUGCAAGGUGAUGAAUCUAAACUUUCUGAUGCUUCCAGCUCAACAGGAAUUCAAAAUACCAACAAAAGAUCAUCGAUGGAAAGGAAUUAUUCUGGGUUGGAAUCAUACGAUGUGAGUGUUGUGAGUGAAGUCGAGGGAGAGAGCUCAAUUGAUCGGUUAAAGAGGCAGAUCGAGUUUGACAGGAAAUCCAUGAGCAUUUUGUAUAAAGAAUUGGAGGAAGAGAGAAGCGCUUCUGCUGUCGCAGCGAGUGAAGCGAUGGCGAUGAUUAACAGAUUGCAGGAGGAAAAGGCGGCGAUGCAAAUGGAGGCGUUGCAGUAUCUGAGAAUGAUGGAGGAGCAAGCUGAGUACGACCAAGAAGCUAUACAGAAGCUAAACGAUGUGCUCACAGAAAGGGAGAAAGAUAUACUGGAUUUGGAAGCUGAGUUAGAAAGCUAUAAGAAGCGGUUCGGAGAUGAAAUGCUCGAAGACAAAGUCAUAGAACAACCUCUACAUGGGUCGGAUGAAAGAGAAUAUAAUACGAACAACAUACCAUGCAGUAUCAUAUCAGGAUUACAAAGCACUGCAGAUAAGGAUCAUAAGAUGUUCAAGGACUCGAAUGGUUUCACUUUUGAGAAGGAUCCCUCAUUGGGUUUUGAAGAUGAGAAGGCUUAUAUUUUGGAAUGCUUGAGGAAACUGGAGAAAAAGCUUUGCUUAUUCUCGAGUAAUGCAGCUUAUGAUAAUGAGCCCGGAGAUGAUGGAAAGCGAACUAGCCAACUUGCUAACAACUACAGGAAGGAGAAUGGGGCAUUAGUCAAUGACACAACUAUGAAUGGUGGAGAUUCAAUUUCUGAAAACUCUGAUUGGAACAAAGAGAACUCCGAAAAUGGAAGGUCCGAAGGUGAGGUUGAGUCACACUCAUCGUUGUCAAGAGAGCAAUCAAAUGGCGAAGAAAUUUUCUUAACUUCAUCCCAGAAUAAAGAGAUUGCUGAAGAAAAUCACAAAGGAAGUAGUCCUUGUUCCAAUUCGGAAAAUGGCGCAAUCAAUGUAUCAUCUAAUAAAAUGAGUGACAUAACAGUUCUUAAAGAGGAAGUUGCACAGCUGAAUGACAGAUUCACGGCAAUUGAGGCAGAUCAAAAGUUUCUUCAGCAUACUAUUAAUUCACUCAAAAAUGGAAAUGGAGUAGAAUUCAUCUCUGAGAUAACUAGCCACUUACGAGAACUGCGGAGGAUGGUUAGUGCAGGGAGAGAACAAGCUGUAGCUUGAGCCUUUCAUUUCUUUGAUGAAAUGAUAUUUACUCUGAUGUUACCAGCAUUACACUACAGAGCUCGCCCAACCUUGAGGUAAUGCAUCUAUAUGGUUUUUGAUGUUUCGACCUCAAGAGUUGAAGAUCAACGGCUUUCGGGUACAAUGAAAUCAGCUGCGAUUUCUUCAGAAAUAGACUGUUUCACAAAGUUUUAUUUGCUUUAUUGAGGAGAAAAUAUUUUUUGUGCGAUUGUCAUUUGGAGAUUAGGUUGAAGUGUCAAUUCGACUAAAAUUAAUAGUUCCUUCCUGCUGAAUUUAUCUAUCUAAUUUUUCCUGGUGAUGUAUUUGGUACAAAACUUUGGACAACGUAUACAUUUCUAGAUCCAAGCAAAGUACUUUCUGUGUA